Peromyscus californicus insignis is the source of this 3473-nucleotide messenger RNA. It is a transcript of the gene Hyal1, whose product is annotated as hyaluronidase 1. Gene Ontology annotation, biological process: hyaluronan catabolic process; carbohydrate metabolic process. The record is from RefSeq and is a predicted model, not a curated record. Gene Ontology annotation, molecular function: hyalurononglucosaminidase activity. Bases 118 to 1677 code for a protein of 519 amino acids. The transcript is spliced from 5 exons. NCBI's taxonomy places the organism in Eukaryota, Metazoa, Chordata, Mammalia, Rodentia, Cricetidae.
CCUAUAAACUGGGUGGGGUGACUAUCUACAAAAACUCAGAAUUUCCCCGAAGCAGCAGCUGCAGCAGCUUCUCCAAGUUGCUGCAACUAGGGCCAGUUUACGGAAUUCAGCCAAGCCAUGCUUGCGCUUACACAGCAUGGUCAGGAAGUUUGGAGAAUGAAGCCCUUCAGUCCUGAGGCUUCCUCAGACCUACCCCGUGCCACUGCAGCCCACCUGCUUUACAUCUACACUCUCUUCCUGAGCUUGCUCAACUUGGUCCAAGGCUCCAGAGGUUCCAUGGUACCCAACAAGCCGUUCAUCACUAUUUGGAAUGGGGACACUUACGACUGCCUGAAGAGUUAUGGAGUGGAUGUGGAUGUCAGUGUGUUUGAUGUGAUUGCCAACAAGGAGCAGAUAUUCCAAGGCCCUAACAUGACUAUUUUCUACAGCUGGCAGCUGGGCACCUACCCCUACUAUACAUCCACCGGGGAACCCAUAUUUGGUGGCCUGCCCCAGAAUGCCAGCCUGGUUACCCACCUCACUCGUGCAUUCCAGGACUUCAAGGCUGCCAUACCUGAACCUGACUUCUCAGGACUGGCAGUCAUUGAUUGGGAGGCAUGGCGCCCACGAUGGGCCUUUAACUGGGACAGCAAGGACAUUUAUCGGCAGCGCUCAAUGGCACUGGUCCAGGCAGAGCACCCUGACUGGCCCAAAACUUCAGUGGAGACUGUAGCCCAGGACCAGUUCCAGGAAGCUGCAGAGGCCUGGAUGGCAGGUACCCUCCAGCUGGGGCAGGUACUGCGUCCGCAUGGCCUCUGGGGCUACUAUGGCUUCCCUGACUGCUACAACCAUGACUUUCUAAGUCCCAAUUACACAGGCCAGUGCUCCACAGAAAUCCGUGACCAAAAUGACAAGCUAGAGUGGUUGUGGAACCAGAGCUCUGCCCUCUAUCCCAGUGUCUACUUGCCCGCAGCACUGAUGGGCACAGGGAAGUCACAGCUGUAUGUUCGACACCGUGUGCAAGAGGCAUUCCGUGUAGCCACAGCUUCCAGAGACCCCCAUGUGCCCAUCCUGCCCUACGUCCAGAUCUUCUAUGAAAUGACGGAUCAUCUUGUGUCCCUGGAGGAGCUGGGGCACAGCCUGGGGGAGAGCGCGGCCCAGGGAGCAGCUGGAGUGGUGGUCUGGGUGAGCUCCGAAGAAACAAAAACCAAGGAAUCAUGCCAGGUCAUUAAAGAGUACAUGGACUCCACACUUGGGCCCUUCAUCGUGAACGUGACCGGCGCGGCUCUUCUCUGCAGUGAAGCUCUGUGUUCCAGCCAUGGCCGCUGUGCCCGCCAUCCCAGUUACCCUGAGGCCCUGCUCACCCUCAACCCUGCCAGUUUUUCUAUUCAGCGAACACAUGAUGGCAGGCCCCCAAGCCUCAAGGGUACCCUCUCACUUAAGGAUCAGGCCCAGAUGGCUAUGAAAUUCAAGUGUCGAUGCUACCGUGGAUGGCAUGGAAAGUGGUGUGAGAAGCAGGGUGGUGGCGUUCCGGGCACGGAGGACUUAGAAGGAGGUGCGCCGUCGCCUGCGAAGACUGCUGUGUGUCCUCCGUACUGCUGGGACCAGCGUAGGCAGACCGAGGAAUCGGAGCCAGAGACAGCGAGAUACCGAAACGUGCGCAGGCUGGACGCGGACCAUCCCGGAACUCGGCUUUAACAUGUCAGUAUCACCCUCACUUCUCACACGUUGCCCAUCAAUCCUCCCCACGCCCGUGGUCCCUAAGUCACCAUGUCGCCCCUCAAGUCUUACCAGCGUUGGCCCUUCCCUCCUAGAGCGUGCUGAGCCACACCCACCUAUAAUCAAUCAAAACCCCCACUCCCCCCGGAAGAUCCAUGGCCUGUGUACCACAGAGGGCAGGUGCAGACCCUCUCUGAAUACCCGGAGCUCCGCUCAACCUAUAGUGUUGGGGCCCGCAAUGAAGGAGUUAAGCCGGUCUGGGGAACCCUGGGGUUCUGGGCUAGGGGCGGACCCUGAGGUUCCUCCUUUCAGACCUUAGCAGCCUAGGAGCUGGGAGAAGGUGCUGCUUCUCCUGAACUGACUGAUGCAGGUAAGGGGCUUAAAGCCCGGCGUGUGGGAUUUGUGUGAGGGGUGUGAGAACUGCCCGUCUUCAGGCUCAGAGAAAGUUGGGAAGGGGAAUCUGGAGGCACUUUAUGGAGCAAAUGAGUAGAGUGGGACUCAGCUGCCCACCCACUACAAGAAACCCUCCAGUAUAGCUCCUCCUUCCAGCCGAACCUAAAAUAAGGUGGGUAAACAAUGAGGUUUGAGCAUGGAGGCCUGGGUCCCCAACCUGGUGGCCGUUGGGCACCUGUAGAUUUAGGAAGGAAGCCAUGGUCCUUAUCAGGGUAACUGAAACUCAGGCCAGAGGGCAAGCAGGCUUGCAAAAGCCACAUUCUGUGCUGCGAUGGGCCAGGCUCCGUGCUGAUGCUGUGAGGGCACCAUAUAUAGGGGCAGUUGGGUCCAGGCCCAAGGUGUCCUGAACUGACAGAGUGGGAGAGGAAGGCCAUAAGCUCUGCUUUCUAGGGAAGGCAGGCAGUAGAGGGGGUGAAGGCUGAGCCUGUUUGGGUGGGUACGUGGGUCCCAGGACCCACUUGAUAGCAGGCCUGGCCCGGAAAGCUGCAAAGGCUCAGAGCUAGAGGAGAGCUGACAUGUAGGGAGGAGAGGCAGGGCAACUCCUGGGGGUGGUCUUUCUUCUGAAAAGAAAACUCCAGUAGGAGCAAACUAGAGGUAUGAUGUCUGGCUCACCCUCUGCCAAGGCUAGCCAGCUACAGUCAUGGACUGCUAAAGAUAAGACAGGCUGCUUGGUGUGGUGGUGUGGCGGUGUGGCGGUGUGGCGGUGGCUGACGUCUUCGAUCCUAGGACUUGGGAGGCUGAGGCAGUCGGCUCACUAUUUUGAGGCAAGCAUAGUCUACAUACCCUGGAGAGAGACAGAGGUGGGGGAGACCCAUACAAAAGCAAGAUAGUCAACAACUGGGCUAGGUUGAUUAACCCAGUACAGUGAGCUGUUAUAAAGGACAAGUUUGUAGCCAGAACUUCUGGGUUCUACCGCAGCCUCCAGCACUUACCAGUGUUGGGUAGGACUCCUGGAUUCAUUCACCCAUAGGGAUGGGUCUCUUCCAGGACACCUAUACUUUCCAGUGCAUGUAGGACAAAGUUAAGCACAUCAUUCCCCAGUUCCCAGAUGCAUGCCCCCCUUCCAUCCAUUAGUUCUUCCCUGCCCCGACCCUGUCUUCCUGACACAGCCUAGCAUGGCUGUUAUCCACAGGAGGUGAGCCCUUGUAUGAGGAGAUGCCACUGCCUGGAGACCAUAGCCUUCCCCUCCAGCCUGGCAAUGAGCCACCUGAAACCUAACAGGAAGUGACCUUGGCUUCCUGCCUGACUCAGCUGAGCCUGGAUCCUACCUGUAGGCAAGAGUUGACUCUGAGCCCUGGCCCAGCCAAGCUGACCCCUACCUU